AUGAAUAGAAAAAUAAUAGCUAUCUUUUUUAUAAUUUUAACUCUUUAAGGGAAUUAAGCAAAAGAAGAUUUCAAAAAAUCAAGCAAAUGCUUGGAUUUUGAUAAGUUAAAAAUAUUUGCAUGCAUAAAGAAACAAUUAACAACCGCUAUUACAUAUCAAUCUGUUACUACAUUUGGCUCAUUCAUAAUUGCAAAAAUAGGUAUAUGGCUAGCUGGUUUUUCAGCUAUUGGCCCUGUUGCAGGUUCAUUAGCAGCUUGGAUUUAAUCUUUGAUUGGAAACGUUGUAGUUGGUUCAUUUUUUUCAUUUUUACAAGCAGUUGCAAUGGGGAAAUCAUUUUUAUUAAUAAUUCCUUGUCUGACUAUUGGAACUAUAGUUGGCAUUAUCUAUUUAGUAUUAAAUUGCUUUAGAUCUGAAUAUUGUAUUUUAGAGGAAUUAACUCAAAAAUCAGAAAAACAAAAUGAAUAAGGACAAAGUAUUGAUGAGACAUCUAAGGAACAAAGGAAUUUAUAAAAAGAAUAAAAUCAAAAUGAAUAAGAAGAAUCGAUUUGGAGUUCAUCAAUGAAAAUAAUGUAAUCAGGGAUUUCUGAUACUUAUUCAACAAUUACUAAUAAGAUUUCUGAAUUAUCUACUUAUACUUCUACUUAGUUAUCUCAUGUGCCAAAGGAACUCAUAGAAAUGAAAAAUUCAGUUCUAGAAUUUUCCUCAAAUUAUUUCAAUAUUUAUGAUUCAAUUUCUUAAAUUACAGAUAAUUUUUUUAUAUUCUCCAAUUAAAUUGCUUCCUCUAUUCAAGAAUAGCUUAAGGAGAAUACAAAUAAUAUGUAAAAUAUUUUUAAUGAUUUAACAACUACUUUUGGUGAUUAUAUCAAUGGGAUAAAUGAUCUUUUUGAAUUUAUUUGGCAACAUAGAGAAACUAUAAAAGAAGCAUUUGAGUAUGCUAUAGAGGUCCUUAAAGAAUAAUAUGAUCAAUUUUUGAAUACUUAAAAUUUUAUAGAAAAUAUGAGAUAUUCAAAGGAAGAAAAUACUUGCGCGAAUAAUUUUAUAGAGUACCUUGCUAAUACAUGA
Molecule: messenger RNA, 1062 nt
Organism: Paramecium pentaurelia
Lineage: Eukaryota; Ciliophora; Oligohymenophorea; Peniculida; Parameciidae
Source: the annotation of a GenBank genome assembly